Messenger RNA from Tribolium madens (black flour beetle), 1098 nucleotides. Its product is annotated as odorant receptor 49b-like. The coding region runs from base 10 to 1098 and encodes 362 amino acids. Lineage: Eukaryota; Metazoa; Arthropoda; Insecta; Coleoptera; Tenebrionidae. Gene Ontology annotation, molecular function: olfactory receptor activity; odorant binding. The transcript is spliced from 4 exons. Gene Ontology annotation, biological process: detection of chemical stimulus involved in sensory perception of smell; sensory perception of smell. Gene Ontology annotation, cellular component: plasma membrane. The record is from RefSeq and is a predicted model, not a curated record.
UUAUCAAGAAUGGAGAAAGCUCUCACAUUAAUAAAUCUCCUAGGACUUGAUCCUCGAAAAUUUUCAAAAUUUCGCUCAAUUUUCUGUUUUGCRUGUCUAGUGUUAAUUUSUAUUUCAAGUCACUUGGAACUGUUUCUAAAUUUCAAAGGCCUUGAAACGUGUGAAAGAGCAUCUGAAUCUAUCAUUCCUCAAUACCAGACACUAUUCAAAAUGGUGUCAUUUAUCCUGUAUAAAAAAGAAAUGAUAAAACUGAUCCAAGAGUUUAAGUGMUUUUGGAAGUUGCAACAAUURGGUGGCUACGACGCUAAAAAUGUGCUAYCAACGUAUAAUUUUUUCCACAUAAUUUUUUACCUUUAUGUAGUUAUAUUAGGUUUAACUUGUGCUGUGUUCGCGCUUGUAAAUUUUAUUUUCAAGCCCGYAAAACCAAUUUCGCUGUGUUAUGGAGAGUCRGAGGGACUUGAAAGUCCUUAUUUUGAAAUUUAUCUCGUUUUGCAGUCGGUUGUGGUUGUGAUAAUUUUUGUGGGAAUAGCAGGGUAUGACACCCWUUUUCUUUAUUACGUUGGGCAAGUUUGUGUGCAGUUCAAAAUACUGAAAAUUGCUUUUGGAAAACAUCACACAAGUGACGAGUUUCUAGAAGUGGUCAAACAUCACAUUUUUUUGUUGAAAUACYUCGACAAACUUAACGUGAUUUAUUCACCUUUUUUUCUAUUUCAAUACUUUUCCAGUCUUUUUGGGAUCUGUUUUGGACUAUUCUUAAUCACAAAGCAGGGUUUGCCAACAGAACCGGAUCGACUUUGCAAAUAUUUYCCUUAUAUUUUUUCGUUUACAAUGCAGUCUUUUYCGUUUUCGAUGACUGGCAGUUUAUUGUCUGAUUCGUCCAUGGACAUUUCGAAUGAAAUUUUUUACGCCACUUGGACUASAGAAAARUUUUCUAUAGAUAAAARUUCAAGACUUAUAAUUAUGAGUCGGACACAAAAGCCGGCUAAAUUAACUAUUGGGAAAUUCCUCGACUUGAAUUUGAGAGCUUUUAUACUGUUGAUGAGAAGUGCAUUUUCAUUUUUUGCUUUUGUGAAUAAUGUCUUGAAUCMAAUUGAUUAA